GGGGAUAAAGGCGGCCCGGGCGGGGCGCGAAUCCACUCAGAGCUCGGGGCCUGGUGCCGUUUCCACAGUAACCCGCAGCCUCCCCCCUCGAUUAGCGCCGCCAUGGCUUGCUACAAGCUGGUGAUCGUGCGACACGGCGAGAGCACCUGGAACCAGGAGAACCGCUUCUGCGGCUGGUUCGACGCCGACCUGAGCGAGAAGGGGCUGGACGAGGCGACCCGCGGGGCCAAGGCCCUGAAGGAGGCCGGCUACCAGUUCGACGUGUGCUACACCUCGGUGCUGAAGCGCGCCAUCCGCACCCUCUGGAUCAUCCUGGACGGCAUCGACCAGAUGUGGCUGCCCGUCACCCGCACCUGGCGCCUCAACGAGCGCCACUACGGCGGCCUGACCGGCCUCAACAAGGCCGAGACGGCCGCCAAGCACGGCGAGGAGCAGGUGAAGAUCUGGCGGCGCUCCUUCGACAUUCCCCCGCCGCCCAUGGACGAGAAGCACCCGUACUACAGCAUCAUCAGCAAGGCAAGGCGCUAUGCAGGACUAACAUCUUCUGAGCUACCAAGCUGUGAGAGUCUGAAGGAUACGAUUGCACGAGCCUUGCCUUUCUGGAAUGAAGUGAUUGCACCACAGAUUAAGGCAGGAAAGCGUGUCCUGAUUGCAGCCCAUGGAAACAGUUUGCGUGGCAUAGUCAAGCAUCUGGAGGGGAUGUCAGAUGCUGCAAUCAUGGAACUCAACCUGCCAACGGGUAUUCCAAUUGUUUACGAGCUGGAUGCUGAUCUGAAGCCCACCAAGCCCAUGCAGUUCCUGGGAGAUGAGGCGACUGUAAAAGCAGCUAUGGAGGCUGUAGCAGCUCAGGGAAAAGUCAAGAAGUGAAGCAGAGAGAACAGAUCUUGCAAACAACUGAAUGCAGAGAAGUGCCUGGAACUACUACACAUUGGGCCUGGAAACAUCCUUGGAGGCAAUAAUAAAUUGUUUUUUUGUAAAAUGUUACUGUAAGCAGUUAUUUAUCAUGAAAUGUUAAAUUAAACAUGAAAUACUAGAACUUU
Molecule: messenger RNA, 1040 nt
Organism: Pristis pectinata (smalltooth sawfish)
Lineage: Eukaryota; Metazoa; Chordata; Chondrichthyes; Rhinopristiformes; Pristidae
Product: phosphoglycerate mutase 2
Exons: 3
Coding region: 103-867 (254 amino acids)
Biological process (GO): glycolytic process
Molecular function (GO): intramolecular phosphotransferase activity
Source: RefSeq, a predicted model, not a curated record